Molecule: messenger RNA, 660 nt
Organism: Rhizophagus irregularis DAOM 181602=DAOM 197198
Lineage: Eukaryota; Fungi; Glomeromycota; Glomeromycetes; Glomerales; Glomeraceae
Source: RefSeq, a predicted model, not a curated record
AUGACUAUGAUAUUUAUUCAUAUUGAUGAUGAAAUACCAAUAGAGCUAUUAUCUGAUGAAGAAAUUAUUGCUGCAAUAAUUUCAAGACCUGAAAAUGAUGACAUAGAAGAGGACGAUGAAUUAGAAACAAAUAUUAGUAUUUCUAAUAAAGAAGCUUUGAGUAGUUUAGAGAAAGUGGUUCAGUAUUUUAAAAAUCUACCUGAUAAUAUUUUGGUUGAUUAUACAGAGUUAAAAACUCUUUAUGCUUUAAAAUCAAAAAUUAAUAAGCAAAUUCAAGAUAAUGCAAAACAAACCACAUUAGAUAAUACUAGUAUGUUAAUACAGAGAUGUCUCAGCAUAGAGUAUCUUAACUUUGCUGGUGUUAUGGCUUUCCAUAAUGAUGCAUUAAUUGUGGCUAUCAUCAGAACAUCUCCAAAUUUAAGACAUUUAGAGAUCGGUUAUAAUGAUAUUGGUGAUGAGGUUACUGAAACACUGGCUCAUACUUGUCAUAAAUUAGAACAUCUCGAGCUAAGUGGUUGUUCAUUUGUCAGCGAACUAUCAAUUUGUAAUCAAAAAGCCAUAAACCAGCUAAAUCCAAAUAUAAAUAUCGAAAAUUUUGAUAAAGAAUACUAUUCUGAUUCAGAAUCUUUUAGCUUUGAAACUGAAUCAGAGUCUGAAUAA